AUGGCCCCAGCGGCGAAGACCUACCGCAUUGCUCGCAAGCAGCGACAGCAAGAGCGUGUUGUUGAGGAUUCUCCUACGGCUACAGAGGAAUUGUACGAAGAGCAGCAAGAAGCACCUGUUGAGGAUCGUUCUACUGAUGUUGAGGGUUUUCUAGGCGGAUCCCAUGACACAUCAGUUCUGAGAGAUUAUGAAAAUCAUAUUGCUAUCAGAAUAUGGAAUGGAGAGGAACGUCCUGAGUUGAAGUUAUCUUCCCAUGAAAGGAAGAUGGCUAAGUUCAGGAGGUUGGCUCUAGAGAUUGAAGGCCUUGUGGCUGUUAGCGGACUAAGUCCUGUGAUCGCAUGUUCCCUAGAUACGGGCGAUCGAAGACUAAUGUUCGCUUUUGUGGAACGUUGGCAUAAGGAAACUAGUAGUUUCCAUUUGCCCGUCGGAGAGGUGACUAUCACCUUGGAUGACGUGGCAUUGUUGCUACAUUUGCCUAUCGUAGGAGCAUUCCACAGCUUUGAGCAACUUCAUGUCGGUGAUGCUGUCGAGAUGUUGGUUGAAUUACUCGAGAGUGCGACUUAUGCUUGGGGCGCUGCUGCACUUGUGCACAUGUAUGAUAAUUUAAAUGAGGUGUCGAAAAGCACGGCGAGGCAGCUUGCAGGAUAUAUCACCCCGUUACAGUGUUGGAUCUACAAGCAUUUUUCGUCUGUUGGCUCUGCCCUAGCUGCCGAGGAUUAUGAUGAGAGGAGAUCAUGCACAUGCCAAUGGAUCUCUGGCAAGGCAUUGCCCGUGUCGACAUAUCACAGGUGUCUGGACAGACUAACCCCUGACGUAGUGUGUUGGAUUCCAUAUGGUGAUCAUCGCUCAUUUAGAGAAUUUGAGGUCAUCACGUUUUUCGGCCAUCUCAGAUGGGGUCCCUUGACGGUCAUUCACUGA
Molecule: messenger RNA, 918 nt
Organism: Glycine soja
Lineage: Eukaryota; Viridiplantae; Streptophyta; Magnoliopsida; Fabales; Fabaceae
Product: protein MAIN-LIKE 2-like
Exons: 4
Coding region: 1-918 (305 amino acids)
Biological process (GO): meristem development; meristem maintenance
Source: RefSeq, a predicted model, not a curated record